Molecule: messenger RNA, 523 nt
Organism: Paramecium pentaurelia
Lineage: Eukaryota; Ciliophora; Oligohymenophorea; Peniculida; Parameciidae
Source: the annotation of a GenBank genome assembly
UAUGCCAUUUGAAAUAGUCUCUAUCACUAAUAUGACAAAUGUUAGUAAACAUAUUGCUGAAAGUGAAAUAAUUUAUGAAAAUGCUAAGACUAUUGAUGAUUAAGAAAAAACUUAAGUUCCUCCAAAUGAAUUAUGGGAAAAAGCUAAAUAAUGUUGUACUCUUUUAGAAAACUCCAAAUUUGACACUCAAGAUUUAAUUCGUGUGUCUCAUUUAUAUGAUUAAAUUUUAGAUAUAUUACAACCACCUAAACCUAGACAUGUGUAUUUCAUCUCACCUCACAAUUCUGAUACAGAAAUGAAACAAAAGAAAUUAGUCUACAAUCCAGAAGCACUUAACAAUCUUAUCAAAAGACUUAGAUCUGGUAGAGUACAAUCAUAAACUAGAUCUUUGUUUAGAUCUACAUAGAGAAUGCAAACAUCAUCUAUAGGUAAAUAGAUUCAAAAGACUGAAUUAAAUGAAUAAUUGAGUACUUAAGCACUUAAUUUUCUUAAAUAGUUAAAGAAGAAACAAUUGAAUAAAUGA